This is a messenger RNA of Notodromas monacha, 1146 nucleotides long. Lineage: Eukaryota; Metazoa; Arthropoda; Ostracoda; Podocopida; Cyprididae. The record is from the annotation of a GenBank genome assembly.
UUCAUUUGAAAGCCGAAUGAAAGUAGCAGGCAAGAAUCCCACGCAGAAUGGAAAUCUUGAAAUCAUUUAACGACAGCACCACCACCACCAUGACCUGCGCCAUUCUUAUCCGCUCCCGCGAUAAUUAUUCAACUCAUGGAUCCUCCCCAAGAUGACAGGAGCUCCGACGUGAUCCAACGCCUCCCAUCCCUCGCCGCCAUUCUCCGGACUGACGAAAAACUCCAAGAGCCCCACCAGCCACCUCACAGAGCUUCAGUGCAAGCCGCCGUUCAGACCGAGGAGCCAACAACCCUCGACGAUGCCCCGGAUCCCACAACAACACAAGACGACACAGCUUUGGAGAAUGGACUGUCGAAAGGCGCCAUUGUUUACCUCGCAACUGUUUACUCGUGCGUCGCAGUCACGGUUGCCAGUGCGACACUCGGCGUGCUCGCGGACGACUCAUCCGGGGAAGAUGAGAAGAACGAGAUCAAUGCACAAGGAUCGACCGUGUUUGGACUCGUGCUGCUCAUGAUGAUUUACGUGCUGAAGCCGACAACGGUGCUGUUGCCCGUCCGGAUUUCGCUUCUGGCACUCUUUGCGUACUUGGAGGGAAAGACGUUGAAGGACGGGUUGGAAUUGGGGACGAUGAAUGACACCGAGUUUCUCGCCGCGUCUUUAGCAGGAUCUACAGUGGUAUUCGGCGGGGUGUCCCUGGCGGCUCUCGCACACUCUCCGAAUCCGGAUUCAGACACUACUGGAAUCCCAGCGGCAGCACUAAUCCGUAAACUAUCCUACAUCGCCAUAGUCCUCUUAUCCGCGACGCUUCUCGAGUCCUCUAUCCCGGGUUUCAUCGGGCAAUGGGUCUUCGGAGCUGCUCCGUACAUCAGCCUCGUCAUUUCGAGCUCCUUCGUGUUGGUCGAUACACAGAUGCUGAUAGUACGCGCAGUCACGUUCUCGGCCAAGGACCCCGUCAAAGACGCCAUCAUGAUUUUCCUCGACAGCGUCGACGUGUUUCGAAAAACAGCCACUGUUUGCAAGCGGCGGAUGCUGAACGCACGUGCUGCUCAGGCCUUCGUUUCUCCGUACAAUGUGUUCUCUUGGCUCUGGCGUAAAAAUGCGUGAAAUACAAUCUCGCGGAAGAAAUUCUUCCUUGGGUGCACAUAA